UGCAGCGGAAAAACUGUCACAAAAUCACAACGUAACCUUCAACGUCACUUCAACCUUAAACCCUAAAACCCUCUCAAUCCAUUAUCACCUUUUCUUCACUCUCUAUCGUCAAGCUUCAACCUUCGUUAACAAUGCGGAGACCCAAAUCAAAAGAUUUUCGGAAGCAACAGCGAAUUUCCGAGGAGAGCGAGAUUGAGCUUCUAAAAUCAUGGAUCGAAAGCCAGAAACCAGAGUCGGGUUCCAACCCAAUGUCCCUUCCUCCUCUUCCCAAAAACGCGCCAGUGGGGCGCGUAGACGACACCGCGUUUUCGCGGUACGCUGGUGUUGGUAGGUUCGAGCAGUUGCCGCUUUCGAAGAAGACGAAGGAUGGGUUGAGAGCGGCGAAGUUCGUGUCUAUGACGGAGAUUCAGAGGGCUUCGCUGCCCCACGCUCUUUGUGGCCGAGAUAUUCUCGGCGCCGCCAAAACUGGUUCCGGAAAAACUCUUGCUUUCAUCAUCCCUGUGUUGGAAACGUUGUAUAGAGAGAGAUGGGGACCUGAGGAUGGUGUCGGGAGUAUUAUAAUAUCUCCUACAAGGGAACUAGCUGGUCAGUUGUUUGAUGUGUUGAAGUCUGUUGGCAAGUUCCAUAAUUUCAGUGCUGGUCUUCUCAUUGGUGGUCGCAAGGAUGUUGACAUGGAGAAGGAACGAGUCAAUGAGCUCAACAUAUUGAUUUGCACUCCCGGUCGCCUAUUGCAACACAUGGAUGAGACUCCCAAUUUUGAAUGUUCGCAGAUGCAGGUUUUGGUACUAGAUGAGGCUGAUCGUAUUCUCGACAGUGGGUUCAAGAAGGAACUAAAUGCAAUCAUUUCACAACUACCAAAGCGUAGACAAACCUUGCUUUUCUCAGCAACCCAGACAAAGUCAAUUCAAGAUCUUGCAAGACUAAGUUUGAAGGACCCAGAGUAUCUGAGUGUGCAUGAGGAGUCUGUGACUGCCACUCCUACACUCUUGAAGCAAAUUGUGAUGGAGGUUGCACUUGACCAAAAGUUAAACAUGCUGUGGAGUUUCAUAAAGACUCACCUUCAGUCGAAAAUACUUGUUUUUCUUUCAAGUUGUAAACAGGUAAAAUUCGUGUUUGAAGCAUUUAAAAAACUACACCCUGGCAUUCCGUUGAAGUGUCUUCAUGGGAGGAUGAAGCAGGAAAGAAGAAUGGCAAUCUAUUCCGAGUUUUGUGAGAAGCGCUCUGUGCUCUUUUCGACUGACGUGGCAGCAAGAGGCCUUGAUUUUAAUAAAGCAGUUGACUGGGUUGUUCAGGUGGAUUGUCCUGAAAAUGUAGCAUCAUACAUACACAGAGUUGGCCGUACCGCUCGUUAUAAAUCUGUUGGAAAGUCAGUUUUAUUUCUGUUGCCUUCAGAAAUGCAAAUGUUUGAGAAGUUAAAAGCAGCAAAAGUUCCUGUUCACUUUAAUAAGCCAAAGAAAGAAUUAGUACAACCAGUUUCGACUUUGUUGGCAUCUUUACUGGUCAAGUAUCCAGAUCUGCAGCAUCGGGCUCAAAGGGCCUUUGUCACAUAUUUGAGAUCCAUACAUAUACAGAAGGAUAAAGAGAUAUUUGAUGUUAUGAAACUACCUAUUGAUGAAUAUUCAGCAUCAUUAGGCUUACCAAUGACCCCCAAAAUCCGUUUCCUGAACCAAAAAAUUAAAUCUAAAGGUGCAUUGGCAAAAACAAUUUUAGAUGAACCACAACAUCAAAAAGAGGAAAAUGAAUUGAAGAUAUCCCAAAAGAAGCUAGACUCAAGUGAUUCUGAGGGUGAGGAAACAGAAAAUGAUCUUCUUUUGGCAGCCGAUAACCCGAAAGAAGAAGGAAAGGCAUCUGAAGAUGCAGAAAUCAUGCCUGCAACUCGUAUAUUGAAGAAAAAGAAGCUCAAAAUCAAUGUACAUCGGCCACUGGGGACUAGGGUUGUAUUUGAUGAUGAAGGUCACACACUUCCUCCUCUAGCCAGGAUUGCUGAUACGCAAAGUGGCAAGGAAUCAUUGCUGCUUGACCCAGAACAAAAAGCUGAAUACUAUAGAAAGAUGCGCGAGGAUUUGAAGAAGGCAGACAAGGAAGACAAGCUUCUGGAGCGACAACGGCGUAGAGAAAAAAGAAUCAAACAGAAGAUGAAGUGGAAGGAAGGAAACAUGGAUGAAGAUGAUGAUGUUUCUGGGUCCGAAUCAGAUAAAGCCACGGCAAGACCGAAUAAAAAGAGUAAAGUAUAUUUUGACAGUGACAGUGAUGAUGGUGAAAGAAAUGAAGUCACAGGGAAGGGAGCCAUUGGUGCUGGUUCUGUUAGUUUGGAGGAGCAAGAAGCUCUAGCUUUGAAAUUAUUGAAUUCCAUGCACUCAUCAUAGUCACAAGGAUAUGCAUUAGUACACAUUUUCUUUCAUAUCCGAAACGGGUGAAAAAUAGAGCAGUUUUGUGGAACUUUGUGAAUAGCAUUUUUGUGAGCAUAGGUUCUUGCGGCUUUUUGAUUUUUAACAGCUAAUUAAUUCAACCAGUUCGUAUUUAUGAAAGUUUAUUUUUACAAA
Messenger RNA from Arachis ipaensis, 2543 nucleotides. Its product is annotated as DEA(D/H)-box RNA helicase family protein. Gene Ontology annotation, molecular function: RNA helicase activity; nucleic acid binding; ATP binding. NCBI's taxonomy places the organism in Eukaryota, Viridiplantae, Streptophyta, Magnoliopsida, Fabales, Fabaceae. The record is from RefSeq and is a predicted model, not a curated record.